Messenger RNA from Echinostoma caproni, 1995 nucleotides. The record is from the annotation of a GenBank genome assembly. NCBI's taxonomy places the organism in Eukaryota, Metazoa, Platyhelminthes, Trematoda, Plagiorchiida, Echinostomatidae.
AUGAAACUAAAUACUGUGAAAAUACUAAUAAUCACGUUCUGUGUCAGUGAGAUCUACGCACAAAAUGCACAGGAUUGUAAAGAAGUUAUUGCAACGACAGAAGUUCAGAAGUUCAUUGUAUUGAGCAGUGGCACGGGUUGUCAGUACCGUGUGAAAUCGGAAUCCGGUAAAGCGGUUAAGGUGUUUGUCAAUGCGACGAGUGGAACCAAAUGUGUGAAGGUGUCCACUGAUGGGAAAUCGGAGACGCUGUGUCCAUCAGGUCCAACGAACCAAUUGACAUCCAGCCCACCAAUUGACGUGAGUGCGGUUUCUGACACGACUAGUUCAGAUGCGACAACCGCACCUACGAUAGAAGCGACGACGAAAGCUACGGUAGCACCUCUACCACCAGCAAAACCAGAGACUGGAGGAAGAGAUCAAGAAUCGGAGAAUUCGGAAUCAUCAGAUAAACAAGAAGGGGAUGUGAGUUUAAAAAAAGAAUCAGUAAAGAAAGCAAACGAGAAGGAGACUGGUUCGAGCAGAGGUGCGGGAGUUGAGAAAAAGUUGAAUGAACAAGACCAGCAAGAAGAUGAACAAGAAAAAUCCCCAGUGAAGCCAGAAAAAGAUGAUAUUCAACUUAUCAGACUAGCCAGAGAUACUUCUAAUGACGUAACCGUAUAUUAUGUAUUGGACGGCGUGUCGAAAUCGAAUCCAUCAAUGAUCCUACUCCCGGGACUCAUUGCUUUUCUGAUCCUCAGCAAUCUAUACGGGAUCGUUGGUAAGUCAACCGGUGUUGGAGAAAAUUAUUUUACAUUACCAACAAAAGAUGCACAGAGUUGUAAAGAAGUUGUCGCAUCGAAUGAAGUACAGAAAGUCACUGUAUUGGGCAGUGGCACCGGUUGUCAGUACCGUGUCAAAUCGGAUUCCGGCAAAGCGGUUAAGGUGUAUGUUAAUGCAACGAGUGGAACGAAAUGUGUGAAGGUGUCCAGUGAUGGGAAAUCGGAAACGCUCUGUCCAUCAGGUGCAUCAAAUCAGUUUAUAUCCAGCUCACCGAUUGAGGUGAGUGCGGAUUCCGACACGACUAGUUCAGAGGCCACAACGACUAAACCAACUGAAGCACCGACAGAACCGACCACACAACCUUCACAACAAGCUGGGAAAAAGCCUUCACAAGAUAAGUCGCAGGAAGAUCCAUCGUCGAGACAGCCCGAUCCAAAAGAACCAGGAGCAGCUGGAGAACAAAGACUACCAUCGGGGAAUGAUGCACGACAAAACGUCCGAGUAGAAAACAAUGACAAGCAAUCAAGGGAAGGAACGGAUGCUAUCAGUCCUGCGCUUUUGAGGAAAGCCAGAGCAAAUUUGGAGAACGCCGGAUCUAACGACGUAAUUGUGUACUACGUAUUAGAGGUUAAGGCCUCAGGCGAAACAAAGAGCUUCGUUGUAAAAGGGAGUGGCACGGGCUGCCAGUACCGUGUCAAAUCGGAUUCCGGUACAGCGGUGAAGGUCUACGUCAAUGAGACGAGUGGAACCAAUUGUGUGAAGGCGACUAGUGGAGAUAGAUCAGAAACUCUGUGUCCAAAAGGUGCAACGACUGUAUUCACAUCCACCUCGGCGAUUGAUGUGAGUGCGGACUCCGUCACGACUACUACAGCCGCUGAUACAACGGCAGAAACACUAACUACACAAGCUCAAAAUCCAAAUCCUUCAGGAGGUGCGGAAGGAAAGGAUGAGAGUAAAACAGAUUCAAACAUCAAGGAAGAAACAUCGAAGGGAAAAGGGCAGGAACCUCCGGAAAAGGAGAAAAAAGAAAAAGUAAAAACGGAGAAAGGAAAAGGGGCAUCAGCGGAAAUGUCAAAAAUGGAAGCUCCUGUUGUUGCUGCAAGUUCAGUAAUAAGGCGAGCCAGAGAUACAUCAAACAGCACUGGAUUUGACGAUGUGAUUGUAUAUUACAUGUUGGGUGAGUGUGAAAGUGGAACCAGAUAUUCGUGCAAAAGACUUAAUCAAUCAAAUGUGUGA